AUGUUUUUUUCUUUAUGUACAACGAGCUCUACCAUCAUUUUCCUUCUGUGUGCUGGUUGGUGCGAGAGGUCCACCUCAUUACAGAUGGACAAGGGCCAUGGAAGGUACUCCAAACACAAUCAGUGCCACUACAUGCUCAAACAUCUACGAGACGAAGGCAGGAUCAGCGUGCACAUGCCUCCUGAGAUUGAGGGUCACUGGGUGUCUAAAAGCUGUGAGGUGAGACCUGGGCCUGAAUUCCUCACCCGAUCCUACCACUUCUAUUCAAACCACACCUUCCAUGCACUUCAGUUCUAUUAUGAUGACAACCACUGCACAAAGCCCAGCUACACUCUACUGAUCGAAGGCAGCCUGCACCUCCGUCAGGCAUCCUGGCUUGUUCGUGGAGGCACAGAGGCAGACUACAAACUGAGCCGUGUGCUGCUGGUGACCCACAGCCCAGCUGUGACUAAGGAGCUCCAGGUAAAACUGGAAAAGACUUGUGGUCUAACAAAGCACCUGCAGCUGGGACUCACCUAUGAGCUGUGGGAAGAGAGCUCUGGUCAUGACUGCACCCACAGCUUAGACUUCAGCAUGCAAGAACUGACGUUGCUCCGCAUGGAGAGACACAUUCAACACAGUGAGCCCGGCAGACAAGCAGAGGAGUUGUUUGUGGGGGACGUGCACACAGAGCGUGCUCAGAGGAGAAUCCACAGCCCCUUAGGCUACCAGCCCCCACUACAGAAUGUCAAGACCUAUGAUGAAAGCUGUGUCGUGUGUCAGAUCAUCCUAGAGUCAAAAUUUCCACAUCCACCAAUCCUGCCAUCCCAGAAUUACCACCCCCUGCAUUUCUAUGGCAACUGGGUUAGUACACGCUGUGAGGUCCGCCCUGGGGUGCUCUUCCUCACCCGCCAUUUUUUCUUUCACGAGGACAGUAACAUUUGGGAGGGGCACUAUUACCACUUCUCAGACCCACUCUGCAGACGCCCCACUUUUAGCAUCUCUGCUAAAGGACGUUACAGUGCAGGGGUUCCAUCUACUACAGUCAUGGGAGGCAAUGAGUACACUUUCACAGUGACCCAGAUGAAAGUCACUCCAAUGGACGUGGCCACUACCUCACUUCUGAAUAUCUUCAGUGGCGAUGAGUGCGGCAAACAUGGCUCCUGGAAGCUAGGGGUCCAGCAAGACGUGACUCCGACCUCAGGCUGUGCGGCCCUCGGCAUCCGUCUGCCUCACACCGAAUACGAGCUGUUCUACAUGGGACAAGAUUCCGCUGGACAUCGUCUCCUUUUUAAUGGUCAAAGACCUACCAACGGCUCAAGCCCAAACCGGCCUCACAAGCGGGCCACAUCCUAUCAGCCCCCACUCAUCUACUGCACGGCCAGCCACAGGGGGACCUCAGGCAUCGGAAAAGAGGGAGACCAUCACUACAUGCUUGGAAAUAGUUGCACCGCACACCGCCAGUAUCUGCGAUAUGUUUUUCUUUUAGUCACACUUGUCUUCUCUGUCAUUUAG
Messenger RNA from Trichomycterus rosablanca, 1494 nucleotides. RefSeq names its product protein APCDD1-like. The record is from RefSeq and is a predicted model, not a curated record. The coding region runs from base 1 to 1494 and encodes 497 amino acids. Gene Ontology annotation, cellular component: plasma membrane. NCBI's taxonomy places the organism in Eukaryota, Metazoa, Chordata, Actinopteri, Siluriformes, Trichomycteridae. Gene Ontology annotation, biological process: negative regulation of Wnt signaling pathway. Gene Ontology annotation, molecular function: Wnt-protein binding. The transcript is spliced from 5 exons.